GCUAGAACACCCUUCAUUAAUUCGCAUGCCAUUAAUUUCUAUAGCUAUUCCUCUCAGCCGAGCCUUCUUCCACCUCUAAGGCGUGUCCCCUUCCACACCAGCCAUGGAAGGAGGCCUCACCUCCUCCACCCUACCCUUCCUGAUCUCCCUCGCUUUGAUCCUCCUUAUCAAAGCCAUCUUCUUCAAGGCCAAGCAUCCCAAGCCACACCUUCCGCCCGGCCCGAGGCCCAUCCCCAUCGUCGGCCACCUCCACCUCCUCCGCCCUCCCCUCCACCAAUCCUUCCACAAGCUGACGAGCCGCCACGGCCCCCUUAUCCACCUCCUCCUCGGAUCCACGCCCGCCGUCGUGGCCUCGUCGCCCGACACCGUGAGGGAGCUCCUCAAGACCCACGACCUCGCAUUUGCCAACCGCCCCCAGUACACGGCCGUCCGCCGCUUCGCCUACGACUCCGCCGGCUUCGCCUUCGCCCCCUACGGCCCCUACUGGAAGUUCAUGAAGAGGCUUUGCAUGUCGGAGCUCCUCGGCGGCCGGACGGUCGACCAACUCUCCCCGGUCCGGCGUACGGAGCUCCAUGCCCUCUUGCGGACCUUGCUCCACAAGGCCAGAUCCAGCAACCCCGUCGACAUCAGCUGGGAGCUGAUCAAGAUGACCAACAACGUGAUCACCAGAAUGACGGCGAGCUCGACGACUUCUGACACGGAGGAGGCGAGGAAGUUGGUGAAGCAGGUGGCCGAGCUCGUUGGGGUGUUCAACCUCAGUGACUACAUCGGGAUUUUCCGCAACUUGGACUUGCAAGGGCUGAACAAAAGGAUCAACGUGGUUCAUGAAAGGUUUGAUGCGUUCAUGGAGAGGAUCAUCAAGGAGAAAGAAGAGAUUAGGAAGAGAAGAAAAGAGAGAGGAGAGGGAGAUAAUGGUGUCAAGGACUUGCUUGAUAUCAUGCUCGACGUGUCCGAGGACGAGAAUGCUGAUAUGAAGCUAACAAGAGAGAACAUCAAGGGCUUUGCUCUGGAUAUUUUCACAGCGGGCUCUGAUUCGUCAGCCGCUACGGUGGAAUGGGCGCUAGCGGAGCUCAUCAACCAUCCAUGCAUUCUAAGAAAACUGAGGGAAGAGAUUGACAAAGCUGUAGGCAAGGACAGGCUCGUCCGAGAGAGCGACAUCCCGAAUCUACCAUAUCUUUAUGCUGUCGUCAAAGAGACUCUAAGGCUCCACCCGGCGGCGCCAUUGGCCAUAAGGGUAUCGGACAAGGAAGUGAAGGUGGGAGGCUACGAGAUUCCAGCCAAUACAAGCCUCUUUGUCAAUGUGUGGUCGAUCGGAAGAGAUCCCAACUGCUGGAAGGACCCGCUGGAGUUCCGGCCGGAGAGGUUCGCGGCGCCUAGAGAGGAUGGGCUCAGCUCGAUCGACUUCAGAGGGCAGCACUUCGAGCUGCUGCCGUUCGGGAGUGGCAGGAGGGUGUGCCCGGGGAUCUCGUUAGCUUUGCAGGUGAUACAACUGACGUUGGCUGCCUUAGUUCACUGCUUUGAGUGGAAAGUUGAUGGUAAAGAAGAAGAGAGGAGUGGAGGGCUGGACAUGAGCGAAGGUAUCGGCAUGGUGAUCCUUAGGGCUCAGCCUUUGGUGUGUGUUCCUGUUGCACGCUUGGACCCGUUCCCACCACUCGAUCCAUGAAAGCUAUUUGCCAUGGCAUGCUAAGGAGGCAUAUAUUUGUCUAUCCCAGAAGUUUUAUGUUUGCACUCUGGUACUGGUCUUGUAAUAUCCUCUGGAUAGAUCUCAUGGAGAUAAGUCGGGUUGUUUCAGUGUCUUGUUUUGUCCUUUAUUUAAACCAUGGUGAAGGUUAUUUAAAAUUGGAAUAAGUAUGCGAGUGCUGGAUUGGUUCUCUUUUCA
Molecule: messenger RNA, 1879 nt
Organism: Phoenix dactylifera (date palm)
Lineage: Eukaryota; Viridiplantae; Streptophyta; Magnoliopsida; Arecales; Arecaceae
Product: cytochrome P450 93A3-like
Molecular function (GO): iron ion binding; oxidoreductase activity, acting on paired donors, with incorporation or reduction of molecular oxygen; monooxygenase activity
Source: RefSeq, a predicted model, not a curated record